Melitaea cinxia (Glanville fritillary) is the source of this 762-nucleotide messenger RNA. RefSeq names its product homeobox protein Hox-A4. Bases 1 to 762 code for a protein of 253 amino acids. Gene Ontology annotation, molecular function: DNA-binding transcription factor activity, RNA polymerase II-specific; DNA binding. The record is from RefSeq and is a predicted model, not a curated record. The transcript has 4 exons. Gene Ontology annotation, biological process: central nervous system development; regulation of DNA-templated transcription; neuron differentiation. Lineage: Eukaryota; Metazoa; Arthropoda; Insecta; Lepidoptera; Nymphalidae.
AUGAUGGAGCAAAGACAGAACGCUGUGUACCCAAACUUAUCGGACAUUAUAAGCUACCAGCAGAAUAUCGAAAGAUUGAAUAUAGAUGAAGAGAAAUUCGCCGAAAAUUUCGCAGACGGCGACCGUUUUGCAGUCGACGUUUCGCCGACAUCGCCAACGUCGACUCUGGAAGAGGAAGACAGCAGUCAGUCGGCUUUCGGCGUUGAUUUGACCGGAAAAUCGACUAAUUUAGCCGGGAAAUCGUUUACGAUCGCCGCCAUUUUGGGUUUGACUAAUUCAGAGGAGGAUGUGAUAAAUUUGAGCGUUCAAGAGAGGCUGCAACAGAAUCAGAGGCAGUUGCAGAACUAUUUGUACGCUGGACACGAUAUGCAGAGGUUAAACGAUGGCUUCUGCAGGUCCAUGGGUGUCCCGGCGGUGUUGCGGCAAGAUAGUCCUAGGCCCGAACUCAGACCACAAGUGGGUCAGUUGAAGCCCCGGACACAUUCAGUCACAUGUUCUAAUAGUUCAGGCAGAAGUAAGCGCAUACGAACAAUAUUUACACCAGAACAGCUGGAGAGGCUGGAAGCUGAGUUCGAGCGGCAGCAAUACAUGGUCGGCCCCGAGAGGUUGUACCUCGCGCAUGCGUUGCAAUUGACUGAGGCUCAGGUAAAGGUCUGGUUCCAGAACAGACGUAUAAAAUGGCGGAAACAUCACCUCGAAGUCACACAGCAAAGACUAGCCUUGAUGCAGAGGCACAGAACGGACGACCCGACAGACGUGUAG